Molecule: messenger RNA, 2220 nt
Organism: Closterium sp. Naga37s-1
Lineage: Eukaryota; Viridiplantae; Streptophyta; Zygnematophyceae; Desmidiales; Closteriaceae
Source: the annotation of a GenBank genome assembly
AUGGCGGUAUCGUCUGCUAGUAAAGCAAACAGCAGCGACGUGAUUCUUCUCCUGCUCCUCUGCUCUUUGCUGCUCUGCUUCCCAAGCGCCGCAGUCGGUGCGAGGCACACGGCGCUUAGCUGGUGCGACUACAACCGCCGGCUCUACUACCGCCGCCGCUGGCUCCGCGGGUGCUACAACCGCGGCGGCGGGCACGGGCUGCGCGACGUUGGCGCUGGAGAGGUUCGUGUGGUCGGCGGCGCUGGGGUCCAGUCUCACGCUGCAUUGGCCGCAGUGGACUCGUCGCUACUCGCCUUAGCGCUGGAAGCGGCGGGCGGCAGCGCGGCAACGGCGGGGUGGUUCGCCGUGGGGUGGUCGGCGACGGGCCGCAUGGUGGCGUCCGACGCCAUGGUGGGCAAUCUGGCGGGCGGCGCCGUCAAGGCGGUGUACAUGAGCGGCACAAUGCAGAGCGACGUUCAGCCCACAAGUAGCUUCGAUAUUGGCAACGCAGAGCUCGCCACGUCACCCUCGGGGACCACCAUUCUCAAAUUCAACCGCUCGGCGCGAGACGGGUCGGUGGCGGUGAGCGUGCAGGGCAGCAACACGCUCGUUGGCGCGCUUCAAGUGGACUUCGCGUGCUCCUCUGCCUCGUCCGGAGGGGGAGGGGGUGGCGGCUCUGGUGGAGGCACGGGGGGAGUCACUGGCGGAGGUGGGGGCGACUAUGGGGGUGACUACAACGGGGGAAACAAUGGGGGUGGUGACUACAGUGGUGGUAAUGGCGGUGGUGAUUAUAACGGAGGGAAUGGAGGGGACUACAAUGGUGGAGGUGACAAUAAUGGGGGGAGCAGUGGGGACUAUAGGGGUGGAAGCGGUGGUUGGGGGAGUGGUGGUGGAGGAGGGAGCAAUGGUGGGGGCGCAGGAGGCGGAGGAAGGGGAGGCGGUGGGGGGGACUGCAGUGGAGGGCCUGAGGGCGGGCGUGGGGGACCUGGUGGGGGACAGGGGGGGGCUGGGGGCGGUCAGGGCGGACCUGGGAGUGGGAGAGGCGGGUCAGGGGGCGGGCAAGGGGGAGCCGGUGGGGGACAGGGGGGAUUUGGGGGCGGGCAGAGCGGAUCUGGGGGCGGACAGGGCGGACCUUGUGCUGGUGGGGGGCAAGGGGGAGGUGGGGGCGGGCAAGGGGGAGCUGGGGGCGGGCAAGGAGGAGCUGGGGGAGGGCAAGGGGGAGCUGGGGGCGGCAAUGGUGGUGACUACAACAAUGGGGGGAGCUACAGCGGCGGUAAAGGGGGAGGCAACACAGGCGGACAAGGUGGUUACUACAGCGCCGGAGGAGGGGGAGGUGCUGCUGGUGGGGGUGGUGGUGCUGGUGGUGGGGGUGCUGGUGGUGCUGCUGCUGGUGGGGGCUGUGGGGGAGGGCAAGGGCAAGGUGUGGGACCUGGGGGACAGGGGGGCGCUGGAGGCGGACAAGGGGGAGCUGGUGGGGGACAGGGGGUAGCUGGGGGAGGGCAGGGUGGACCUGGGAGCGGGCAAGGGGGAUCUGGAGGCGCGCAGGGCGGACCUGGGGGGGAUUAUGGUGGGGGGAGCAAUGGCGGGGACUAUGGUGCUGGUGAUGGCGGUGGUGACUACAGCGGGGGGAACACUGGAGGGGGCUAUGGUGGCGGCAAUGGUGGUGACUAUAACGGGGAAAGCAACGGUGGUGACUAUAAAGAGGGGAGCGAUGGUCACUACAGGGCGGUGGUGCUGCUGGCGGGGGAAUGGGAGGGCCUGGGGGAAAGACUGGCGGAGGCAUGGGAGGAGGAGGAGGGAUGGGAGGAGGCAUGGGCGGUGGUACUGCUGGCGGUGGUGCUUCUGGCGGUGGCCUGGGAGGGCCUUGGGAGAUGGGAGGAGGCGGAGGAAUGGGCGGGGGCGGGGGGAAUGGGAGGGGGCGGGGGAGUGGGAGGGGGUGGGGGAAUGGGAGGGGGCGGGGGAAUGGGAGGGCCUGGGGGUGGUAUGGGUGGAGGAGGAGGGAUGAGGGGAGGGGGAGGGAUGGGCGGAGGUGGAGGCGUGGGUGGUGGCGGCAUGGGGGGAGGAGGCAUGGGGGGAGGAGGCAUGGGGGGAGGAGGCACGGGGGGAGGAGGCAUGGGUGGAGGAUGCAUGGGGGGAGGAGGCAUGGGGGGAGGAGGCAUGGGGGGAGGGGGCAUGGGGGGAGGGGGCAUGGGGGGAGGGGACAUGGGGGGAGGGGGUAUGGGGGGAGGGGGUAGACCUUAG